AUGAACGCCGUGGAUGCGACAGAGCACUAUGAGACGAGUGCACGCGACCCUGCGCCCGCCCUCUUAACCGUUAUCCUCGACACUAAUCCCCACGCAUGGGCCCUCCUCGAAAAUUCCCUCCCGUUGACCAAGGCGAUCGCAAACAUCCUGGUUUUCCUCAAUGCUCACCUGGCCUGUAACUACGCAAACGAGGUGGCCGUGGUAGCCUCCCACAGUCAAAAGGCGGCAUGGCUAUAUCCUCACGAGACCCACACCACGAAGACGUCUCGAGACGCCGACGGUGACGUCUCCAUGAACGGGUCGAAUAAUACCUCAGGACAAGUUAACAAGUACCGACCGUUUCGGAUCGUGGAGGAACAAGUCACACACAAUCUACGCGAACUUAUGCAGUCGACCAGUGGGGCGAACGUGCAAGCUACGAACUCGACAAUGAUGGCAGGGGCGCUUACGCUUGCUCUUAGUCAUAUCAAUCGCAGAACUAUUGCUUGGGCUGAGGCCCAUGGAGCUGAUAUGGCUGCUGCGACGUCGACUGAUGUCGCUCCCGCCGGUGGACGAUCUACGGGGACGGAUACGGUAGAAGGGUUACAGUCGCGAAUCCUGAUCUUGUCGGUUAGUGGUGCGAGUGAUUCUGCGCAUCAGUAUAUUCCGAUUAUGAAUAGUAUCUUUGCCUGUCAGCGGCUUCAUAUUCCUAUUGAUGUGUGCAAGCUGAGCGGUGAUGCUGUCUUUUUGCAGCAGGCUUCUGAUGCUACCAAGGGCAUCUACAUGUCGUUGACUGAGCCUCGAGGGCUACUGCAGUACUUGAUGAUGGCUUUUCUGCCGGAUCAGCGAUCCCGAAAACACCUGGUGCUUCCGACGCGGGUUGACGUUGAUUUCCGUGCGGCUUGCUUCUGCCACCGGCGAGUUGUCGAUAUUGGAUUUGUCUGUUCCAUUUGUUUAAGCAUCUUCUGCGAGCCCCAGGAGAAUGGCAAGUGUCUCACUUGUGGUACGCAACUUGAAAUGGGUGAUUAUGGGCUUAAGCCAGCUGUGGUGGCUCGAAAGAAGAAGAAAAAGAAGCGCGUGAACGGUCCAUCGGGCACAGCUACGCCUACGCCUACGCCUACACCCGGGCCCUGA
Messenger RNA from Aspergillus alliaceus, 1113 nucleotides. RefSeq names its product TFIIH/NER complex subunit TFB4. The transcript has 2 exons. The record is from RefSeq and is a predicted model, not a curated record. Lineage: Eukaryota; Fungi; Ascomycota; Eurotiomycetes; Eurotiales; Aspergillaceae. Gene Ontology annotation, cellular component: transcription factor TFIIH holo complex; transcription factor TFIIH core complex. Gene Ontology annotation, biological process: nucleotide-excision repair; regulation of DNA-templated transcription. Bases 1 to 1113 code for a protein of 370 amino acids.